GACUGUGAGCGUCCAUUGAAAACUUACACUGUUGCAGUUCUGCUUCAGCAACAGUGUCACAGUCACAGCAGGGUGAGUGGGAUCUGCACAGUUACCCUGAGAGUCAUCAUCCCUCUGGGACACAUCGUCUGAUUUCAGGAUGGAAGCUCAUCGUGAGAAGAAAAACACAUGUGGGACAAUUUGCCUGAAGUAUCUACUUUUUCUCUUCAACAUUUGUUUCUGGCUGGCUGGAGGGGCCGUGUUGGCGGUGGGACUGUGGACUCUGGUGGAUAAGAGCGACUACAUCAGUUUGUUGAACUCCAGCUUCUACUCAGCCUCUGCUUCCAUCCUGAUAGUCGCUGGAGUCAUUGUGACUUUGACUGGAAUAAUCGGAUGCUGCGCCACUCUGAAUGAAAAGAGGAGCCUAUUGAUUGUGUAUUUGGUGUUGCUGCUGUGUGUCUUUCUGCUGGAAAUCACAGCUGGAGUCCUGGCUUAUGUUUACCAACAACAGUGUUUCCCUUUCUGCUACCAGCUGGAUGAUGAGCUCAGACAGAACCUAAAGUUAAACAUGCAGCAGAAAUACCUGCAACCAGGCCAGGAGAGCAUCACACUGUCUGUUGACAAGCUACAACAAGAGUUUAAAUGUUGUGGGAGUCACAACUUCUCCGACUGGAGAGACAGUGAGUGGAUCCAGAGAGAAAAAACUCAACAGCUCGUUCCUGACAGCUGCUGUAAAACUCCCAGUACCCUCUGCGGUCGCAGAGAUCAUCCAUCCAACAUCUACAGGGAGGAGGGAGGAUGCAUUGAGAAACUAGAGGAUUACAUCAGAAGCCAGUUGUAUAUUCUUGGGGGAGUGGGUGUUGGGAUUGCAUUUCUACAGCUUGUAGGGAUGAUGUUCACCUGCUGCCUUUGUCAAAACCUGAAGGAAGACCUGUACUAACGUUGGACCCUUUUAAUAUCACAUUCUUGACUGUGUAACUUUUAGUUGAAUGAUAUAAAACCCAACACUUCCCACGA
Messenger RNA from Xiphophorus maculatus (southern platyfish), 996 nucleotides. It is a transcript of the gene cd151, whose product is annotated as CD151 antigen-like. Bases 140 to 919 code for a protein of 259 amino acids. Lineage: Eukaryota; Metazoa; Chordata; Actinopteri; Cyprinodontiformes; Poeciliidae. Gene Ontology annotation, cellular component: membrane. The transcript is spliced from 9 exons. The record is from RefSeq and is a predicted model, not a curated record.